Baudoinia panamericana UAMH 10762 is the source of this 640-nucleotide messenger RNA. RefSeq lists its product as uncharacterized. The transcript has a single exon. The record is from RefSeq and is a predicted model, not a curated record. The coding region runs from base 377 to 574 and encodes 65 amino acids. NCBI's taxonomy places the organism in Eukaryota, Fungi, Ascomycota, Dothideomycetes, Mycosphaerellales, Teratosphaeriaceae.
GCCUCGCUAAAGCCAAGCGACCAAGCACAAGCAGCCUCGUAUAGUCGCAGGGAUCGGCAGUAGUCCCAAUACUACCCUACAUAUCUUCGUGCUCACCCGUCAGCACAACCUCUCUGACAGUUCUCGUCAGUUGCCUUGACCGCGCAGGAACUGUCCAGCUCUUCCCACAUUCACCGAGCUGGCUGUGCCUCGCUAAAGGCAGACAUGACAUGGAGCCUCGCUAUCUGACGCAGCGGUGGCUGCUGCAGAGCGCGAUACCAGCCCCGUACCAAGAUAUCAUCCCAUCUUUGACUUUAAUGGUUGCAUGUUCUUACCCUUUCAACUCAUAGACUGCACGAUUACUCUGCAGGUGAAACCAGCCUUUGAGAUUAAACCCAUGCGCUCAGCGAAGCCAAAUGCCUCCUGCUCGAUGGGCGAAGAGUGGCUGCGAGCAAGUGUCCAGACGGAGCUGCGUUCCAGUCAUUCGCGGGCGAUGUGGCGUCAAGGUCAUGAUCAAUCGACCGUCAGUGCUUCUCAGAGUGUAACCAGGCACAGACAGCUAAGCUUCGAAGCUGCAUGCUUGACGAAUCGAUGAACUUUCCAAAUCCUCCGGUUGGACUGGCUACAAUCCGCGUAAACCAAGACUAAUGCGGAGAGAUCA